AUGUUAUUCGCUCGGACAACUGCGCGAAGCUUCAUUGGCGCUCGCGCGUUUUCUACAGCUCGUGCGUGCCGGGCGGAGCUGUCCUACCAGGUCUACGGCCCCGAAAAGGAGGAAGCCGUUCGCGAUCCGAUUCUAUUCCUGCACGGACUUUUCGGUUCUAAGCAGAACAACCGGACUAUUAGCAAAGCUUUGGCCAGAGACUUGAAUUGUCAGAUCUUCACGUUGGAUCUCCGCAAUCAUGGCCAAUCUUUCCAUGCCCCGGAGCACAAUUACAGUGUCAUGGCUGAGGAUGUGCAAGAGUUUAUAGAGCAGCAGAAGCUCAAGAAGUGUGUCCUGAUUGGCCAUUCGAUGGGUGCCAAAACUGCGAUGACAGUGGCCCUUCAGGCCCCAGAGAGCGUUUCUGCUUUAAUCUCUGUCGACAAUGCCCCGCUCAAUGCGGCAUUGAAGAGUGACUUCCCCAAAUAUGUCCGGGGAAUGCAGCACGUUGAAAGAGAGCAAGUGACGAAGCAAUCAGAGGCCAACAAAAUCCUCGAGGCUUAUGAAGAGUCCCUUGGAAUUCGCCAAUUUCUUUUGACAAACCUUGUGCGCUCCGAUGAUGAGCAAAAGACUCUGAAGUUCCGUGUACCGCUCUCAGUGAUUGGUGACUCACUUGAUAGCAUGGCAGACUUCCCCUUCCGCCAGUCGGAUGCCGUCAAGUAUGAUGGCCCCACACUUUUCGUUCGGGGAACCAAGUCCAAGUAUGUCACCGAUGAGACCAUUCCUGCAAUCAAGACAUUCUUUCCCAAUGCUCAGAUUGCGGACGUCGAGGCAGGACACUGGCUCAUAUCCGAGAACCCCGAAGCUUUUAGACAAGCGGUUGUCAAAUUCCUAGGAUCGUCAUAA
Messenger RNA from Penicillium odoratum, 882 nucleotides. RefSeq lists its product as uncharacterized. Gene Ontology annotation, cellular component: mitochondrion. The coding region runs from base 1 to 882 and encodes 293 amino acids. NCBI's taxonomy places the organism in Eukaryota, Fungi, Ascomycota, Eurotiomycetes, Eurotiales, Aspergillaceae. The record is from RefSeq and is a predicted model, not a curated record. The transcript is spliced from 6 exons.